AUGUGAAAAACAAUUGACUGUCGCUUAUGGCCACAGUAGUAGUGAUAGUGAUUUUAUAUGCUUUCUUUCACUGUUCUCUUUUUUAACAUGUAAAAUUAUUUGCAAUUUUAUUUUUCUGUUAAAUGUGAGUUGCUGUUUUUUUUUUCAUUAUUCCAAUCGAAAUGCCACGUUGUUUAAUAAAAUGUCUAUUACGUUAUAAUCGAAUCAACAAAAAUGAAGAAGAUUUAAAUUCGAGUAUCGCGUGGAUUGCGCCUGUGACGAGUACAAGAAAAAAGAAAAUAAUCAAAAAUAAUAAUUACAAAAAAUUUCCAACUCUAUGGAAUUGUUCGAAAUUGUCAAUUGUUACAAGAUAUGGAUUCAAAGACAAUGAUGAAAUGCUUUGCAAUUCAGAAGUUCCCGAGGAGCUUGGAUUGUGUCUUAUUGCUAAACAAGACGAGAAUAAUUUCGAAUCAACAAUUUCUCUAUCUGAUGAUGAUAAUGAUAAUGAUAAUGACGAUAAUUCCAAUCCAAGUGAUCCUGAAAUUUCCGACGAGUCUCAAAACGAUCUCGAAAUAACAGACGAAUCAUCGCCAAAUGAUCCUGACGAUAUAUCGGAUGACUCGCAAAAUGAUUCAAAUUCAUCAAAUUCAUCUGAAUCUCCAAAUGUCGUGACACAAAAUAAUUUUGAAAUUUAUUGUGAUAAAUUUGAGACUGAGAAAAAAAAUUCCCAUGAAUUAUUAUUUAAUAAUAAUAAUAAUAAUAAUAUUAUUAUUAAUUAUCCAUCGGAUAAAAUUAUUGAAAGAGAAAAAAUUUCCACUAUUUUGGAAAUGAAAAAAAAACAACAAAAUGAAUCGGAGAUAUCGAUGAAUGUUUUACAAUUACAAGAUUAUGAUGAAUUAAUUGAAAUUUCUGAAAAUUGUAAUGAAAUUCAAAUUGAAGAAACAUUAUCAUUAGAUAGUCAAUGUUUACAGUCAAAGGAAAAAUUAAUGGAAAAAACGACAAUAAUUAAUGAAAGUGAUCAGUCAAAUUGGAAACGAAAUAAAGUUAUGCAUUGUUGUCCAUUUUGUAAUAAAAGUUUCGAUCGUCCUUGGGUAUUAAAAGGACAUUUGCGACUUCACACUGGUGAACGACCAUUUGAAUGUCCCGUUUGCAAUAAAUCAUUUGCUGAUCGAUCAAAUCUGAGAGCCCAUCAAAGAACAAGAAAUCAUCAUCAAUGGGAAUGGAAAUGUGGAAUUUGUUUAAAAGCAUUUUCUCAACGUCGUUAUUUAGAACGUCAUUGUCCAGAAGCAUGUCGUAAAUAUAAAAUAUCCCAAAAACGAAAUAAUCAGUAAUAUAUUAUGUUUAUUAAAAAUUAAAUUUGUAAAACAUUAAUUUUUUGUUGUAUAGCGAUUUAUCAAAGACGAUUCCUGCAAAUGUAUAAUAUGAUUUUAAAUAUUAUUUUUAUCUUCCCUCUACUUAUUUACUAUUAUUAUUAUUAUUAUUAUUAUUGUUAUUCUUAUUAAUUAAAAAUUAAAAUUCAAAAUAGCAAUUUUAAGAGAAAAAAAUUCAUUUUUAUUUAAAUAAAUAUGAUAUAAAUCAUUAUAUAAGUAAAAAAAAAAAUUUUAUCUUAUAAAAAAAUUUGAUAAGUCAUUCAUGUAAAUAAAUAUUACAAAAUUCGUA
Molecule: messenger RNA, 1638 nt
Organism: Leptopilina boulardi
Lineage: Eukaryota; Metazoa; Arthropoda; Insecta; Hymenoptera; Figitidae
Product: zinc finger and SCAN domain-containing protein 31-like
Exons: 3
Coding region: 162-1310 (382 amino acids)
Biological process (GO): regulation of transcription by RNA polymerase II
Molecular function (GO): RNA polymerase II cis-regulatory region sequence-specific DNA binding; DNA-binding transcription factor activity
Source: RefSeq, a predicted model, not a curated record